AUGCCUGGUUUGGGCAAGAUGGGAGAGACUAAUCUAACUCCCUCCCAAAUCCAAUUGGGGUGGUCUGCCCCUUCUUCACGUACUCAUACUCCUGCACCUGUGGCUGUGCCACCUCAUGUAUAUUCCCUCAUGUCUUUUGAUCAAAUGUUGGAUUGCAAACUCCUUGAUAUGGUAGCACAGAAUAUGAUUGUAUUAAAAAAGGAAUUCUUGCAGUUGCAAGGAGCCUAUGAGGCACAAGGGGAUCAAUUAGCUCUAUUAAGGGCUGAAUUGGAAGAACAUUGCAAGCAAUUGCAUAAUCAACACAUUUUUUAUUCUAAUCAGAUCCAAGGAGCCGCUUCAUCCAUCCAGGCUGUACAGGAUCAGCUACUCCAUAUGACUACCAUUUGUCCCACAGCCCCACCUCCACCUCCUGGCACAGCCACCACCUCCAAUAUUCCUCCACCUACUUCUAGCUCCAAUCUAAAGUUUGCCAAGCCUAACAAGUUUAGCAGUAAAAAAGAAGAUGCCCUAAAUUUCAUCAUUGCUUGUCAGGCUUACAUAAGAGCAAAAGGAGCAAACUGUUCCCACAAGGAAAAGAUUUUGUGGGUCACAUCAUACUUUGAGGGUGCAGCUGAAGACUGGGUCCGUCCAUAUAAGGAAAGGAAGGUGUUCAGGGGAGAAGCAGUCCCCUUAUUGGAGGAUAUCAAUUUUUUCUGGGCUGAAUUUACCAAACAUUAUGUGGAUACUAAUUGCAAUGAGAAAUAUUGCCAAAAAUGGAACAACUUGCGGCAGAAAGCUUUGGUCCAGGAGUAUACUUGUGAAUUCCAACAGUACUCAGACAUCAUGCUCUCCACCAUGUUUCAAUGGCGUCGCGCCACGGCUCAGCAAGUCUAUGAUAAGGCAGAGGAGAUUGCAAAUCAUAUUGAAUCCACUCGCCUGUCUAAUCCGUUGGUUUCCACUAUUUGCGCCCCUGCCACUGCUGUCCCCACUUCUGCUUCCAGUCCCAGUCCCACUCCCACUUGUCUCAAUGUGGGAGAUAAUGUGUACAUGAUUGAUCCCACCACUCAUUGCGCCAAGAAAGGCGCUAUCACUUCCAUUGUUUGUACAACCUCUGGCAACAUGCCAAAUGUUAGGUGGAAUGGAGAAACCAAGGACACUAUGAUUCCCUUCCCAUCUCUAAAAAAGGAUGAGCGCCCUGCUGCCGCUGCCCCAGUAAAGCCUAUUGUUGCCCCUGUCCCUGUUUUAGCUUCAAAUUCUAAGGGCCCAGGCCCCAUGGACCUUGAUGGAAGGGGCUUUACAAAUCUCACCUGUCAUGUAUGCGGCGGUAAAGGCCACUUUGCACGCAAUUGUCCCUCAAAACCCAUGUCUGGACAUGUGGCUAACAUUGAAUGGUCUUGGGAAAGGCCUAAAGAAGAAAAUUGGAUUGAAGUUGUCUCUGAUGAGGAGGAGUUGGGAAAAGGAAAAGCCAAGGCCAACUAA
Molecule: messenger RNA, 1458 nt
Organism: Rhizoctonia solani
Lineage: Eukaryota; Fungi; Basidiomycota; Agaricomycetes; Cantharellales; Ceratobasidiaceae
Product: Zinc finger, CCHC-type
Exons: 2
Coding region: 1-1458 (485 amino acids)
Molecular function (GO): nucleic acid binding; zinc ion binding
Source: RefSeq, a predicted model, not a curated record